Molecule: messenger RNA, 207 nt
Organism: Eruca vesicaria subsp. sativa (arugula)
Lineage: Eukaryota; Viridiplantae; Streptophyta; Magnoliopsida; Brassicales; Brassicaceae
Source: the annotation of a GenBank genome assembly
AUGAGGGGUCGUGGACAGGUGAUUGUGGUGCUUAAGAUAUGGAAGAUCUGUAACUGUUUCAAUGUGUUUGGUCCUAAUGAAUUAUGGCUAGAGACCGAGAGUGGAUUAUUGGACUUCAGAUUCAAUCCAUGUUUAGAGGAGUUUAGACAAUCGGUCAAUAGCAGUGACCCUUAUGUUCGGAGGCACAAGGCUAUAGGGCCUUUGUAA